UUCUGAGCCCCGUAUCCUAUCCUCUCGCAGCCACCAUUGUGGACGAGGAAAAGAACGCAGCGAGACAGGAGUUGAAGGGGAUGAAAGCAAAAGAAGAUCAUCAAGGUCCAGAAGCAGGUCAUCAAGGUGCUUCUCAGACCUCCACUGCAGUUAACCAUGUUAAGUGUCGCAAUGUUGGUCAUAAUAAUUCACAUCGUCACAUGGUUGUGUCAGUUGUUUCCUUCACCUAGUUGCAUUCUGCGCAGACUCAUAUGUUGACUCAUCCGAAGGAUGAUGCGGAGGUCUGUGGCAACUUCUAAUCCGGGAGAUAUUCCUCAAAGAGGAACAACAGCAGAAAAGGCUUCUCUCGCCUGCGAGCGAGUGCAUCCUUCGCUGAACUCCUCCACGGCGACAGUGAUGGGCGGCAGCUUUCGCGUUCGAGGAAGCAAAACGCACAAGGAGGUUGCUAACGGAGUACUAAACGAGAUCUAAGGCUUCCCCUAAACUACCUAAUCCAUCUCCAGUCGACGAGGCAUUGACCCGGUACUAGAGGCAGGUUGUUGAAGAUGCACGCAGGAGUAAUAGAAAAAUUGUACUCAUACAUUUUGCAGCGCAGUAGUUAGGCCUGUAGUUCUUCGUUCCUGAUCUCAACAUCUACCUGCAGCUUUCUCUUCAAGAGGACGAUGGGUAGUUAGGGUGAGGAUGGGUAGUUAGGGUGAGCGCUAAUAGCUUCUUCUGCCGAUCGCUUGGAGAGGAGGCACGUCAUCAAGAAUUCUAGACCAAAUGCCGUCUAGAUCUAGAGGAAAUACGAAUCAUCAAGAGGGUUGUGGCACCAUGGACGGCCAGGACGAUCUGGAUUUAGCAUCGCAGUGCUUCUCUUAUCUAUCUGAAGAUUCGCAGCACACCAUGCUGAGGAAUCGCGCGAUUCAGAUGGUCACUGAGAUGCUAACCACACGCACUGACGAAAUUCUGAUAGGCGACCAUCAACGCGUAGUCCAAACAUUAAGGCUUUCCCUGAUCCUAACCGUGAACCUUCGUUGUGGUUCUGUGAAGAUGCCGUAUGUAUGUAUCCUGGGUAGAAUGGUUACUACUUUUCAAGGGAAACAAACAACAGCGGCCAAGCUCCAGCAGGGUUUUUAAAAACAAGAAUUUCGGGCCAGCACUAAAAACAGCACGGCGCGCCUUAUUCCGGAGGAUAACGUCGAUUUUCAAUGGACAAACAGAAGAGUUUUGGGACCCGUUUGACAACAUACACUUCGACAUUGGGAGACGGGUAAAAGUUUCGGCGGCCACUGCGUCUUCACCUGCAGAAAACAUGAUAGGACAAGUAUCGCAAGGACAAGGGCAAGCUCCUCAUGAAGAUGAAAAUGAAGCUCAAAGGGGAACAGAGAAAGAUCGUUCAUCAAAGAGUAUGAAGAAAGUGAAGAAAGCUUCUUCGUCGACACAACAGGAUGAACUACAUCGACGAGAUGCUGAUGCGGCUAAGCUGAACGAGGGGGGGACUUCUCAAGGUCGUGCUCAAGG
Molecule: messenger RNA, 1503 nt
Organism: Amoebophrya sp. A25
Lineage: Eukaryota; Dinophyceae; Syndiniales; Amoebophryaceae
Source: the annotation of a GenBank genome assembly